AUGGGGGACAGCAGGCGAAGGUCACUGGGGAACCAGCCCAGCUCUGAGGCUGCAGGCAGGUCGGAAAGGGAGCUCGGCGGUGACCCCCGGGGCCGCCAGAGCUCUGUGUACGACAGUGGGUGGGUCACAGACCCGGAACACCAGGACCUGGACAAUGCAGAGCUGGGACCAGAGGACCCGGAAGAGGAGCUUCCCCCGGAGGAGGUGGCCGGGGAGGAGUUCUCGGAGACCCUGGAUCCCAAAGAGGCACUUUCUGAGUUGGAGAGAGUUCUGGACAAGGACUUAGAGGAGGACAUUCCUGAAAUCAGCCGGCUGUCCAUCAGCCAGAAGCUCCCCAGCACCACCAUGGCCAAAGCAAGGAGGAAGAGGAGGCGGAGGAGGCUCGUGGAGCUGGCAGAGCCCAAGAUAAACUGGCAAGUCCUGAAAGACAGGAAGGGAUGCUGUGGUAAGGGGUAUGCCUGGAUUUUCCCAUGCAAGAUGAGCUUACGGUUCUGUCUCUACUGGCCCUCUGUGUACUGGACCGAGCGGUUCCUUGAGGACACCACCCUCACCACCACAGUGCCCGCAGUGUCCCGCCGAGUGGAGGAACUGUCUCGGCCCAGGAGAUUCUACCUGGAGUAUUACAACAACAACAGGACAACUCCUAUCUGGCCCAUUCCUCGGUCCUGCCUGGAAUACCGAGCGACGAGUCGCCUGAAGGAACUGGCCGCCCCGAAGAUUCGUAACAACAUCUGGAGCGUGUCCAUGUCUGAGGUGUCCCAGGUAUCCAGGGCAGCCCAAAUGGCAGUCCCCAGCUCACGGAUCCUCCAGUUGUCAAAGCCAAAGGCCCCAGCCACCCUGCUGGAAGAGUGGGACCCCAUGCCGAAACCCAAGCCACAUGUGUCAGACUAUAACCGCCUCCUUCACUUGGCCAGGCCCAAAGCUCAGUCGGACAAGUGUGUUCCUGACCGAGAUCCUCGCUGGGUGGUGCUGGAUGCCACCAAGAAGGUGGUGGCCAGCCCCCGGAUCAUCUCCCUGGCCCAGCCCAAAGUGCGCAAGGGCCUCAACGAGGGCCACGACAGGCAUCCCCUCGCCUCUAUGAGCUUGCCACCCCCAAAAGCAUCACCAGAAAAGUGUGAUCAACCCAGGCCUGGCCUCUAAGACCUCGGCUCCCAGUAAACACCCUCAGGCACCCUAAACCUGUGUAUGUGAUUAUUCUGAGCUUUUUGGCCUGGAGAAGGGAGGG
This is a messenger RNA of Piliocolobus tephrosceles (Ugandan red Colobus), 1225 nucleotides long. It is a transcript of the gene SPMAP2, whose product is annotated as sperm microtubule associated protein 2. NCBI's taxonomy places the organism in Eukaryota, Metazoa, Chordata, Mammalia, Primates, Cercopithecidae. The record is from RefSeq and is a predicted model, not a curated record. Gene Ontology annotation, biological process: spermatogenesis. The transcript is spliced from 9 exons. Bases 1 to 1140 code for a protein of 379 amino acids.